Messenger RNA from Chrysoperla carnea, 1271 nucleotides. RefSeq names its product trypsin-1-like. The record is from RefSeq and is a predicted model, not a curated record. Lineage: Eukaryota; Metazoa; Arthropoda; Insecta; Neuroptera; Chrysopidae. Gene Ontology annotation, biological process: proteolysis. Gene Ontology annotation, molecular function: serine-type endopeptidase activity. The coding region runs from base 23 to 1072 and encodes 349 amino acids. The transcript is spliced from 6 exons.
AAUCAUUUUGAAAACGGCAAUCAUGGUUUCAAUAUUACUUCAAGUUCUUAGUAAAUUUAUUUUUGGGUUCGUUGUGUUGAAUAUAAUUUUUAGUGGACGCUUCAUCCAGACACAAACAGUGAAUUUAACAAAUAUUUCAAAUUUGAAUUUGAUUGAUCAGUUCAUAAAUAAUGUCACUAUAAAUUCAACUUUCACGGAAAAAAUUGGAAUUGUGGAUUGGAUACAUGAAUUAUUUGGAAGACCAACAACCGAACCACCGGAUCUAUUUAAUGAACCAGCAAAUUGUUCAACCCCAUGCAGAUGUGGAAUAGCAAAUACAAAAAAUCGUAUAAUUGGUGGCCAAGAAACAAAAGUUAAUCAAUAUCCUUGGAUGGCAUUGUUAAUGUAUGGAGGACGAUUUUAUUGUGGCGGAUCUUUGAUAAAUAAUCGUUAUGUGUUAACUGCAGCUCAUUGUGUCCAUGGUUUCAGAAAAGAGCGUAUUUCCGUUUUAUUUUUAGAACACGAUCGAUUCACAAAAAAUGAAACUCAAACAAUUAGUCGUAAAAUAAAGCGUAUUAUUCGACAUGAAGCAUACAGCACAUUAAAUUACGACAGUGACAUUGCAUUAUUAAAAUUAGACGAAGAUGUUGAAUUUUCUGAAUUAUUUCGACCCGUAUGUUUACCAGAAUUGGGUCGUAGUUUCACCGGUAUAGAGGGAGUGGUUACUGGUUGGGGUACAGUAGAACAGUAUGGUGAUUUAGCUGUGAAAUUAAAUGAAGUAACUGUACCUAUUAUGUCGAAUAAAGAAUGUAGAAAAACUGGAUAUGGCGAAAAACGUAUUACUGAGAAUAUGUUAUGCGCUGGCUUCCCAGAAGGAGAAAAAGAUGCGUGCCAAGGAGAUAGUGGAGGACCAUUACAUGUAGUCAAUAACACGAUUCAUAGCGUUGUAGGGAUUGUAUCAUGGGGUGAAGGAUGUGCACAAAAGAAUUAUCCUGGUGUAUAUACAAGAGUGAAUCGUUUUAUUACAUGGAUUAAAGCGAAUACAGUCGAUGCGUGCUAUUGUCAUGAUCAAACUUAUUUACAUAAAAUAUGAAUUAUUUUUAUUCUAUUUAUAAAUUAAAUCGGCUCUACUUGCACAAGCGAACGAGAUUGUCCCAUCAAAGGAAGAAAUGCUGGAAAUGAUAAGAAGUGUUCAAAAUUGGCAUAGGCUUAAACAUUGAAAGAUAGUUUAUUUUCCAAAGAUUAACGCACAAGUUUGAAUGAAGUAAUAUCGGAAUUGAGGUAUUUGAAAA